AGCAUAAAAUCUACUCAUUUCUUUCAAUUUCUUCUCCAAGAAAACCAAAUCAAAUCCCAGUUGCGAAAAACCCUCAAAAACUUCAAAAAUCUUGCUCAAACUUUGUUCAGAAAAAAAAUAAAAAAAUGGGUUUGUCCAUUGACACCUCCUCCAAUGAAUCGCAUCCUCGCACUCACAAGGUGUUCAUAUUAACCAACUAUCUUCUCCUAGGUGCAGCUUCCAGUUGCAUUUUCUUGACCCUCUCUCUCCGCCUCAUCCCAUCGCUUUGUGGGUUUUUCUUGAUCCUCCUCCACAUUAUCACCAUUGGUGGCGCCAUUUCCGGCUGCGCUGCAGCCAAUGCUGCCAGGGGUGCCACCAAGUGGUAUGGAGCUCACAUGGUGGCCACCGUCCUUACUGCGAUAUUUCAGGGGUCUGUGUCGGUGCUGAUCUUCACGAGGCCCUCGGAUUUUCUUGGAAAUCUUAAGUCCUAUGUGAGGGAAGAGGAUGGUGUGGUGAUCUUAAAAUUGGCAGGUGGAUUGUGCAUUCUGAUUUUCUUCCUAGAAUGGGUGGUUUUGACUCUUGCAUUCUUCUUGAAAUACUAUGCUUACGUUGAGAGAGAGAAUCCUCAGGCUAUGAGGAGUGCAAAGGUUCAAAAUGAGGAGGAUUUAAAAUAUUUGCCAUAUCCUUAUCAAGUCUGAUUUUAAUCAAGGUUCACCGAAAUUUGUUUGAUUUUGGGCGAUGAUUAAUUAUCGGUUUAAUAGCCAUAUUCUCUUGAUUUGUUACUUUGUUCUUUAUUUUGAUGGGAUUUGUUGUGUACUACUGCACUGUUCAAAUGAACUAUUCAAUUGAUUUCUUGUUUUGGCAUUUUA
Messenger RNA from Olea europaea var. sylvestris, 848 nucleotides. RefSeq lists its product as uncharacterized. NCBI's taxonomy places the organism in Eukaryota, Viridiplantae, Streptophyta, Magnoliopsida, Lamiales, Oleaceae. Bases 126 to 677 code for a protein of 183 amino acids. The record is from RefSeq and is a predicted model, not a curated record. The transcript has a single exon.